This is a messenger RNA of Coregonus clupeaformis (lake whitefish), 1747 nucleotides long. RefSeq names its product zinc finger FYVE domain-containing protein 21-like. The coding region runs from base 46 to 780 and encodes 244 amino acids. NCBI's taxonomy places the organism in Eukaryota, Metazoa, Chordata, Actinopteri, Salmoniformes, Salmonidae. Gene Ontology annotation, molecular function: metal ion binding. The transcript is spliced from 8 exons. The record is from RefSeq and is a predicted model, not a curated record.
GGAGUAUGGGUGGAAAAAUUAUAAAGAAUUGCUGGUUGUGGAAAAAUGUCUUCAGUGCCUGAUGGCAAGAAAUUGGUCCGAAGCCCAAGUGGACUUCGAAUGGUCCCGGAGAAUGGAGCGUUUAACAGCCCUUUUUCGUUAGGUGAACCUCAGUGGGUCCCAGACAAAGAGUGCCCAAGCUGUAUGCAGUGCAACAAAAAAUUUGACUUCCUUACAAGAAAGCACCACUGCCGGCGGUGUGGCCGGUGUUUCUGUGAUAAGUGCUGCAGUAAGAAGGUGGCUCUGUCACGGAUGUGCUUUGUCGACCCGGUCCGGCAGUGUGGAGCGUGCAGCCGGGUCUCCCAGAAGGAAAUGGAUUUCUAUGACAAACAGCUCAAAGUGCUUAUGGGAGGUGGUACAUUUAUUGUCACUUUGGGCACCUCAGAGAAGUCUGAGACCAUGAUGUGUCGUCUCUCCAACAACCACAGGUAUCUCUUCUUAGAUGGUGAGAGCCAUUUUGAGGUGGAGCUGUCUUGGAUCUCCAGUAUGCAGGUGUUGACAGAGGAGUCCACCCCUGAAGAGAAUGAUGUUUACACUUACACCAGUCUGCUGGACAGUCAGUAUAUAUCUGAAGGGGGAAACUGCAGGGCCAGUGGCAUGUUGCUCCACUACAAACCAAUGGGCUCUCAGGACCCCCAGCAGCUACGCAUGGAGGCAGCAGAGGACAAGAAAACCGCCUCCUCAUGGCUUGCUGCCAUGCACAAGGGUGCCAAACUGCUGUAUGAAGCUCGGGACCAGUGACUGAUUGCUAAGAUGACUAGAGAGUGAGAGAUGGCACAGACCAAGUGUUUUCCUUCUUACCCUUAAGUCUCACAUUAUCUCUAAAUGCUGACAGUGCAUUUUAGUCACACUUCACUUGAACUAUUUGGCCAAUAACCCAUCUAAUGCUGCCACCUAUGUAAUGCAAUCAUAGACAUAAAACACUUGGCAUAACCCUUUCCCUUCACCACCAUUCAUGUGACAAAUGACCUUAAAAGCAUUAUGUAGGGUCUGUGACACAUAGUUCAAGUGAAGUUUCUUUGUACAUUCUGUCUAUACUCUGCUUUCGGUGCUGUCAGAUUAUUCACUGAUUAGUGAAAUAUACAUGUAUGUAUACACACAGUUUAUGAAAUGCUUUAAAUGUAAUCCCAUGCAUUGGAUUUUUGUAUAAACUAUUUUGUUAAAUAUUCAUAUUUUAACACAAAAUGCUGUUUAUGUACUUUGUACUGCUAAAGUAUUUAGUUUUUGUAACACUUGUAUCAAAAACAUUUUCUUACACUACAAGAGGACUUAAACAUUUAGUUCUCAUGUUGGCUGGCUUUGCUUAUAAAUGAAUUGCACAUGCACAACCCCAACAAACUAGCCCAUUAAUAUAAGGGUAGAAUAUGAAGUGUAAUGCAACACUUUCUUACUUUUCAGUUUUGUUGGCUUAUAUCCAACUUUUAUUAUGCUUCACGUACCAAACAAAUGUUGCUGCAUGAUGCAGCAGUAUUUGCGAUGGCUAGACUAAAUUAUUUCUGUUAUCUACAUUGUGUUAACUCAAGUUGAAAUUGGGAGUUUUGCACUAGAUGGCAUUGUAAAAUUGAUACAUUCCGCAGUUAUGAAGUACCACUGCACUUUAUGGUCUCCCUUUUUCCUGACCUAAUAGUAAUUAUAUUACAGUUUCUAAUUGUAUGUGUCAAUGUCCUCUUUUUGAUUGUUUUAACUCAAUAAAUGAAAGUGUUUUUAA